This is a messenger RNA of Microstroma glucosiphilum, 254 nucleotides long. RefSeq lists its product as hypothetical. The coding region runs from base 29 to 244 and encodes 71 amino acids. NCBI's taxonomy places the organism in Eukaryota, Fungi, Basidiomycota, Exobasidiomycetes, Microstromatales, Microstromataceae. The transcript has a single exon. The record is from RefSeq and is a predicted model, not a curated record.
CGACUCCACUCUCUACCCGCACGCCAGAAUGACAAGCAGAGCUCAGCUCCAGCCACGCCACGCCACGCCGCGCAGCCCCCCGCUGCCUCUCCCCCGGCCUUUGCUGCUGGCUGGCUGGCUGGCUCAAGCGUCGAGUCUAAUCCCGGAGAUAGGCAAGAUCCCUAGACGCAUCGCGAUUGGCAAGCACACCAUACCCAGCGGGGCCUAUACCACCCACUGCCCAACACCCGCAAGCGAGUCGUAGCAGUAGCUAG